Messenger RNA from Brugia pahangi, 225 nucleotides. The record is from the annotation of a GenBank genome assembly. NCBI's taxonomy places the organism in Eukaryota, Metazoa, Nematoda, Chromadorea, Rhabditida, Onchocercidae.
AUGGAUAAAUUUACAAUUUUGUGCAUUUCACUUUUAUGCAUCAUUUCUCACGCAUUAACGAAUGAUAUUCUGAAUAGGAAUGAUUUAUUAUUAAAAUCAAAUUUCAAUACCAAUUUUUUAUCCAAAAAAAUGACUAAUGAAAUUGAUGAAAUUGGAUAUGCCACUGCUGCACAUAAUAUUGAAAGUCUUAGAAAGAAAUACAGAUAUCUAGGAUGGGAAUGUUAA